Messenger RNA from Lathyrus sativus (Indian pea), 3720 nucleotides. NCBI's taxonomy places the organism in Eukaryota, Viridiplantae, Streptophyta, Magnoliopsida, Fabales, Fabaceae. The record is from the annotation of a GenBank genome assembly.
AUGGCUAUGCUCCGCAAGUUAUUCUUUCGUAAGCCUCCUGACGGUCUCCUCGAGAUCUGCGAGCGAGUUUACGUUUUUGAUUGCUGUUUCACAACGGAAGCUUGGAAUGUAGAGAAGUACAAAGUGUAUGUGGAUGGUAUAGUUGGUGAGCUUAGAGAGAAUGUGCCUGAUGCUUCUAUUAUGGUUUUCAAUUUUCGCGAGGAACGCACUAAGAGUUUAAUGGCAAAGGUGAUGUCUGAGUAUGAUAUUACUAUAAUGGAUUAUCCUAGGCAUUAUGAAGGUUGUCCUGUUCUCAAAAUGGAGCUAGUUCAUCAUUUUUUAAGGUCUAGUGAAAGUUGGCUCUCACUUGGUCAACACAAUGUGUUGUUGAUGCAUUGUGAACGCGGUGGUUGGCCAGUUUUGGCUUUCAUGUUGGCUGCAUUGUUGAUUUUUAGGAAGGUAUAUACCGGGGAGCAUAGGACUUUGGAUAUGGUUUAUCGGCAGUCUCCGCACGAGCUUUUGCAUUUGUUGACGCCGUUGAAUCCAAUUCCUUCCCAAUUGAGGUAUCUGCAGUAUGUUUCUCGGAGGAAUGUGGCCUUAGAUUGGCCUCCGCUUGACAGGGCACUCAUGUUGGACUGUAUUAUACUCAGAUUCUUCCCCAACUUUGAUGGGAAAGGCGGUUGUCAUCCCUUGUUUAGAAUUUAUGGACAGGAUCCUUUUAGUUCGGAUAAAAGGUCUAAAAUGUUGUAUUCAAUGCCAAAGAGAAACAAAAAUAUCCGGGCUUACAAGCAGGGAGAGUGUGAACUAAUUAAAGUUGAUAUCAAUUGCCAUAUUCAAGGUGAUGUCGUGAUUGAGGGUAUUAAUUUGAAAGAUGAUACGGAGCAUGAAAUGAUGAUGUUCCGAGUCAUGUUCAACACGGCUUUUGUUAGAUCCAAUAUUCUGAUGCUUAAUCGCGAUGAAAUUGAUGUUCUAUGGGAUGCCAAAGAUCACUUUCCAAAGGAUUUCAGAGCUGAGAUCCUUUUCUCAGAGAUGGAUGCUGCUGCAGCAGUUAUUGCAGAUGGUAAAUCAUGCUUUGAGGAGAAAGAGGGGCUGCCGAUUGAAGCCUUUGCCAAGGUUCAAGAGAUCUUUAGCCAUGUGGACUGGAUGAACCCAAAGGCAGACGCUGCACUAAAUGUGCUCCAACAUAUAAGUACUUCCGCUAUCAUGAAUGACAAGUUGGAUAAAGUUUCUGAUCAGCACGUGGAAACUGCCACGUUAUUGCGUGAAACAGAUCCAAAAACGCCUCAGAGGAAUUCAUACGAAGCAAUACAAUCUUUAUCCUCAACUAAGCGAUCCCCAAGUAAUGAUAUGAGUGGAAAAGAGGAUAAGACAAACAAAGUAGAUGCUAUUCCACAGAGGGAUGAUGCAUCAGACAUCAUCUGUCAGGAGACAAUCUGCUCACCUGAAAGAAGUUUGAAAUCCAGUAAAUGUCCAACAGGGUCAACAAAUCUUGGCAUAAAACUGCAGGCACCCAAUCUUUCUUCACCUGAUUCUGUGGAUUCUUCUCUUUCCCCUGAAACACCUCCUCUGCGGCCUCCCUCAACUGCUCGUGCUAAAGAAAUUCAUGAUUCUCCUCCUCACACAGAAUCACCCCCUCAUCAUAUUUUGCCUUUGCAAUCAGGACAUCAAUCACAAGGCAGAAGUUAUUCACCUACUUCUACCUCUACACCUGGGAACCAACUUUUAUCUGCGCCCCACAAUAAGUCGCCACCAGCUGCCGUUGUUUCACCUCCUUCACUUUCAGCAGCUUCUUCAACUCAGCCGCCCCCUCUUCUUUCUUCCAAAACACCUUCAAAUGACAUUCCUCCUGUCAAAACAAGACCUGAGUCUUCCCCUUCACAACCUCUAACUCCACCUACCCCCCCACUUAAAGAUCACAAAGUAGUUAGAGCUGGACCUCCACCCCCACCCCCAUCACAGCCUCCUCCAAAGAAGGAACUACAUGUUGAAACUGGACCUCCUCUUGUUCCAUCUCCUAUAAAUGAGAAGCCACGAGAUGGAAUUUCUCCUCCUCCUACUCCUCCUUUACCUCCUCUAAAAGUGGAGCAACCAGUUAGGUUUAAUCCCCCACCACCUCCACCACCACCCAGUCUUUCAAGGGAAGUUGCAAGUCCUACACCACCCAGUAUUUCAAGAGAUGCUGCAAGUCCUACUACAGCACCGCCAGCACCGCCUCCGCCUCGUCAUUCAAGGGAAGCUGCGAGUCCUACUAUAGGACCACCGGCACCACCUCCCCCUCCAUCUGCAACACUUUCCUCCAGUAACCCUAAUCCUUCAUUGCAAAAGUGUCCUCCAGUUCCACCACCUCCAAUUCCUUUUGUUAAAGAAGGUCUAAAAGCAGGCGGUGGUUUUCCAAUGUCUCUUUCUGUGGGAGGUGAUGCAAAUAAUGUCUCAGGCACAUCAGGACAUCAAUCUAGUUCACUAACAGGUUCAAAGGGACGAGUUCUAUCACAUACAAUUGGCUCAAAGAAUAACUCCAAAAAGUUGAAACCAUUGCAUUGGAUGAAACUAUCUAGAGCAGUGCAAGGAAGUUUGUGGGAUGAGACGCAAAAAUCUGGCGAAGCUUCCAAAGCUCCAGAGAUUGAUAUGUCAGAGCUCGAGAGUCUUUUCUCGGCAGCAGCCCCGAGUUCAGGCCUUGCCAAGAAGUCAAAUGCCCAAAGCUCGGUUAGGCCUAAAUCUGAGAAAGUGCAACUGAUUGACCAUAGGCGGGCAUGUAAUUGUGAAAUCAUGCUUUCAAAAGUGAAGGUGCCGUUGCAUGAUUUAAUGAGUUCAGUGUUAGCACUGGAAGAGUCACUUGACGUUGAUCAGGUUGAGAACCUCAUAAAGUUUUGUCCUACAAAAGAGGAGAUGGAAAUAAUCAAGAGUUAUAACGGGGAAAAGGAGAAGUUAGGGAAAUGUGAACAGUUCUUCAUGGAGUUAAUGAAAGUACCACGGGUAGAAUCUAAGCUCAGAGUAUUUUCAUUCAAGAUUCAGUUCCAUUCUCAGGUUUCCGAUCUUAAAAAUAGCUUGAAUGCCGUGAAUGCUUCUUCAGAAGAGAUCAGGAGUUCUGUCAAAUUAAAGAGAAUUAUGCAAACAAUACUUACCCUAGGAAAUGCUUUGAAUCAAGGAACUGCCAGGGGUUCUGCUAUUGGAUUCAGAUUAGAUAGCCUUCUUAAACUGACUGAGACACGUGCACGGAACAACAAAAUGACUCUCAUGCAUUAUCUUUGUAAGGUGUUAGAUGACAAAUUACCAGAAGUUUCAGACUUCUCUAAGGAUCUUGCUAAUCUAGAGCCAGCGGCAAAGGUCCAAUUGAAGUUCCUGGCAGAGGAGAUGCAAGCUAUAAACAAAGGAUUAGAGAAAAUUGUACAGGAACUAUCCACUUCUGAAAAUGAUGGUCCUAUAUCAGAAAAGUUCCGCAAGAAAUUGAAAGACUUCCUCUGUUCUGCUGAAGCUGAAGUCCGCGCAUUGGCUUCAAUGUAUUCUGGGGUGGGCAGGAACGUGGACGCAUUAAUUCUUUAUUUUGGCGAAGAUCCAUCUCGCUGUCCAUUUGAACAAGUUGUCACAACUUUGCUCAACUUCACUCAAAUGUUCAACAAAGCCCACGAAGAAAACUGCAAACAGCUAGAGCUUGAAAUGAAGAAAACAGCAGAAAGUGAGAAAAAGAAAUGUGAAUCAGAGAGGAUAUUACCUAAAGCAAUCCGGACUGGCAAUGUCAAAUGA